AGAAACCAGACCAUAUGUCUAUCCUUUCUUCUUUUGACUUGUGACCAUCCUUUAAAUUUUUUCUUUUAAUCCCAACUUCACAUUUAAAUGUUAUUGUCUUCUUACUAGCUACAACAACAAUCCCAAAGAUUUAGCCUUUUAUAUCCUUCCAAUUUACUCUAACUAAACAAACAAACAAACAUGGCAAUUGAUAUGAUUUUUGAAAUUACAAGUCCAAGAAUCUCUUUCUCAUCCGAUGAACAAGUCAUAGAUUUGCAACAUUAUCAAUCAGAUUCAAAUCCUGAAUUCGAUUUCUGUAUUAGCACCAAUAUCGCUAAUACAGAAACUUGUUCAGCAGAUGAACUCUUCUUAAAUGGAUUAAUUCGUCCUCUUCAACUACAACAAAAACAAAAACUUGUCACAUUAUCUAAUUCUCCUCCUACUCCAGCUCCACCAAUUGCAAAUCAAAAUGUAAUCUCGAAACACAUUAGUGUUGAUGAUAAUCAAAACAAGUCGUUUUGGCGUAUUAGGAGAAGUACUAGUCUUCAUGGAAAUAAGAAAAGUUCAUUUUGGUCGUUGCAACGCAGUAAUUCAACUGGAUCAAAGAGUUUUUCAGUUAAAGAAAAUCAGAAACAUAAGAAGAAUAUAUUGAAUCCUUCUUCUGGAGUUAGUUUAUACUCAUCAUCAUCACAAAAGCCUCCAUUGAGAAAGAAUUAUAGUAAUGGGAUUUGCAUUAAUCCUGUUUUGAAUGUAGCACCUUAUACUUUUAUUCCAAAAGCUACCGCUAAUCUCUUUGGUUUAGGAUCAUUCCUUGCCAAUGGAAAAGAUAAGAAGAGUAAGAAAUGAUUUUUUUGUGUGCGUGUCAAUAUUUUGUACUUGCCUUUCUUCUAUGUUCUUUAUAAAUUAUUAUUAUUGAAUUCCAUCAUGUAAAUUAGGUUUAUAAAUGUUUCUUUUAAUUUGAUUUCAGCUUGUAUUUAUACUUUUAAA
Molecule: messenger RNA, 966 nt
Organism: Solanum pennellii
Lineage: Eukaryota; Viridiplantae; Streptophyta; Magnoliopsida; Solanales; Solanaceae
Exons: 1
Coding region: 181-825 (214 amino acids)
Source: RefSeq, a predicted model, not a curated record